Linum tenue is the source of this 1544-nucleotide messenger RNA. The record is from the annotation of a GenBank genome assembly. NCBI's taxonomy places the organism in Eukaryota, Viridiplantae, Streptophyta, Magnoliopsida, Malpighiales, Linaceae.
CUUUGGGACAGGCGGACAGCUAAGAGAGGACGAUAAAGGUUGCAGGGCAGUGGCCAGUGUGCGCACAGACACUGUAACGGCUACAUUUCUUUUCUUCCCUUUGGUUUUUCUUUCUUUUUUUACUCUUAGAUAAUAAAUGUAAAUUGAAUUUAUCUGACAUGGCGGGUGAGGUGGUGAAAUGAUAUGACGUGUCAUCCCUUACCCCGGAAGCCAGCCAACAGGGCCUUCUUUGAGGCUAUAAAAGGGAUCUCAAGUUGAAUUGCUUCUCACUCACUAUUCGGAGCACUCUCACUCACUCACUCACUCACUCUCUCUCUCCCUUGCUCUGCUCUUCUUCUUCUUCCACAAGCCUAAGGUAGUUCUUUUUCCUGGUUCCAAUGGCGGUCUCGAUGAGCAGAAUGACUCUUCUGAUGGGGAUUUUCAUGGGUUUUGUGAUGGUGGGUUUGGUUACCUCCGCGAAAUUUGACGACCUGUUCCAGCCAAGCUGGGCUUUCGAUCACUUCAUCUAUGAAGGAGAGCAGCUGAAGCUGAAACUUGACAACUCUUCUGGAUCUGGGUUUCAGUCCAAGAGCAAGUAUCUGUUUGGGAAGGUGAAUAUACAGAUUAAGCUUGUGGAGGGAGACUCUGCUGGGACUGUUACUGCCUUCUAUAUGUCAUCAGAGGGUCCUAAUCACAAUGAGUUCGAUUUCGAGUUUCUGGGCAACACCACAGGGGAACCCUACCUCAUCCAGACUAAUGUCUAUGUCAAUGGUGUUGGCAAUAGGGAGCAAAGGAUGAACCUUUGGUUUGAUCCCACCAAGGAUUUCCACAACUACUCCAUCUUUUGGAACCCGCGCCAGGUUAUAUUUCUAGUGGAUGACACUGUGGUGAGGCAGCACUCAAACUUGGAGCACAAGGGAAUCCCAUUCCCCAAAGACCAGCCAAUGGGAGUCUACAGCUCGAUCUGGAACGCUGACGAUUGGGCGACUCAAGGCGGUCGGAUCAAAACCGACUGGAGCCAUGCCCCAUUCAUUGCAUCCUACAAAGGUUUCCAAAUUGAUGCAUGCGAGAGCCCUGCUUCAUCAGUCUCAGCAGCUGAUUUGACCAAGAAGUGCACCAGCAGUGCCGAGAACAAAUACUGGUGGGAUGAACCAGCAUUGUCUGAGCUCAACCUUCACCAGAGCCAUGAGCUGCUCUGGGUUAAGGCCAACCACAUGGUCUAUGACUACUGCAGUGAUAAUUCUAGGUUCCCUGUGACACCUGAGGAGUGCCAGCACCACCGUCAUUAGUAGUAGUAACUGAAUGAAAUGAAAUGAAAUGAAGGAAUUUGAUCAUGCCACUGUAAAAAAGCACUGGGUGGAAGAAGCUUGUGGCCGAGAGGGGAAGGGGGGAGAAAAUUGGAUCUAUCGUCACAUAUUAAGGAAGGGUGAAACAUGUGCUCCAUGUUUUGAUGUUCUCAGUUGUCUUGAUUUUGGGCUUUUUGAUCAGAUCAUGUAAUAUAUGCUGUGUUAGGGUCUAAUUAUUAUUAAUAUGAAGCUCAGUUGUCCUUUCCUUCUGCUGGGCUG